GGUGGCGACGUCGCGUAGCACAAUGUUGGUCCUCCAAGCAGGCGAAGAAGAAGAAGCUGCAAUAGACGAAGAAGAAAGAACGGCGCUUGGCGGUUCAUCACAAACCAGCGCCAAUGUUGUCAUAAGUGUCGUCUUUAUCAACAAAAUGGACAAAGUCGGAGAUGUUGACUCGUACGAGAUCGAGGAGCCGAGCGACGAGGAGAGAGCAGCGAGCAGUUCGGAGGACGAGCUGGACGUGCUGCUCAGCGGCACACCGGAGCAGAAGAAGAAGCUGAUCAGGGAGUAUCUGACCGGGGAGAGUGAGUCCUCCAGCGGGGAUGAGUUCCAGAAGGAGAUGGAAGCUGAGCUCAGCUCCACCAUUAAGACCAUGGAGGACACCUGGGGACCCACCUGCACUACAGCAGGAAGCGUGGUAGCCAACCCUCCCAUGUAUGACAAAAUCUACUUUGACUCCGACUCCGAUCAAGAAGACGACCAGCCCAGUAGCUCCAGCGGGCGGCGGCGGGCACAGCGGGUCAUCCUGACCAACGACGAGCUGCUGUACGACCCCGACGAGGACGAGCGGGACCAGGCCUGGGUGGACGCCAGACGCAGACGCUACAACAGGAAGCGACCGUCCACGGCGGCCAACGGGCGGCGCUCCCAGGCCGCCAGUCUACCCAGCAGCGAUGCCGUCCUCAACUGUCCCGCCUGCAUGACCACGCUGUGUCUGGACUGUCAGAGGCACGACAAGUACCGCACGCAGUACCGCGCCAUGUUCGUCAUGAACUGCACGGUGAGGAAGGACCAGGUGCUGCGCUACCAAGGCCCCACGGGCAGGAAGCCCCGCGGCAGGAAGCGGCGGAAGGCAGAAGACGAGACGCCGGAGCGGGUGCCGGAGCGGGUGCCGGUGCAGGUGCCGGAGCGGGUGCCGGUGCAGGUGCCGGAGCAGGCGCCGCAGCGGGUGCCGGCAGGGAUGGACGCCGACGAGGUCUACCGUCCCGUGUGCUGCUCCGAGUGUUCCACGGAGGUGGCCGUGAUGGACAAGGACGAGGUCUACCACUUCUUCAACAUCCUGUCCAGCCACUGCUGACGCCACCUGUCUUUCUCUUUUUCACAAUGAGCGCCCCCUAGUGGACCAUAGGACCAACACACCUUUUUUUUUUCAGUCCUGCUUUUAGACUCGGAGUGGCCAAACCUUCUAAAAACUGAAAAGCUAGUAAGGGCACACUUUAUUCAAUAAAUCAAACUUUCAAAUAA
Molecule: messenger RNA, 1239 nt
Organism: Nerophis lumbriciformis (worm pipefish)
Lineage: Eukaryota; Metazoa; Chordata; Actinopteri; Syngnathiformes; Syngnathidae
Gene: eapp
Product: e2f-associated phosphoprotein
Cellular component (GO): nucleus
Source: RefSeq, a predicted model, not a curated record